Lontra canadensis (Northern American river otter) is the source of this 1280-nucleotide messenger RNA. It is a transcript of the gene LURAP1, whose product is annotated as leucine rich adaptor protein 1. Gene Ontology annotation, biological process: positive regulation of canonical NF-kappaB signal transduction; positive regulation of cytokine production. The record is from RefSeq and is a predicted model, not a curated record. The coding region runs from base 184 to 918 and encodes 244 amino acids. The transcript is spliced from 2 exons. Lineage: Eukaryota; Metazoa; Chordata; Mammalia; Carnivora; Mustelidae.
GCGCACGCACGCACGAACGGCUCUGCGCGGCUUUUCUGAGUGUUACGGCACCCUCCGCCCGCCCCCGCGCGGCGCGGGCGGGGACCCACCGGUUCCACUCAGCACCAGCAGCGGGCAAAGGAGGACCCCCGGGAACGAGACCCCGCCGUCCGGUGGCCCAGUCCUCUUCAGCCAUAGGCCCGCAUGGAGGGGACUGCGGAGUUCCAGACGCCUGACCUGCGAGAUGUGGAGGGCAAGGUGGGCAGGAAGACCCCUGAAGGGCUGCUCCGCGGGCUGCGAGGCGAAUGGGAGCCGGGAACCUCCGGCGCCCUGAUGCUCUCGGGGGCGCCUAGCACCGGCCACGGCCACAGCCUGGGGGACAAGAUCAUGGCGUUGAGGAUGGAGCUGGCUUACCUGCGAGCCAUCGAUGUGAAGAUCCUGCAGCAGCUGUUGACCUUGAAUGAUGGCAUCGAGGCUGUGCGCUGGCUGUUGGAGGAGAGGGGGACAGUGACCAGCCACUGCAGCAGCCUCACCAGCAGCCAAUAUAGCCUGACAGGCGGGAGCCCAGACCACUCAAGGCGAGGCAGCUGGGACAGCCUGCCGGACACCAGCUCCACUGACCGGCUGGACAGUCUCUCCAUUGGCAGCUUCCUAGACACGGUGGUCCCCAGCGAGCUGGAUGAACAGGGCCCCCCUGGGGCUCCCCGUCCUGAGACUGGGCAAAGGUUAUACCCAGUGGGGAUAGGGCCCAGUGGGGACAGGGCCAGGACUGAGGUGGACCUGACAGCCAGCAGGCUAGGGAAUUUGAGGGCUGUAUGGAAGCCCCCAGGGGAGGGGCUCCAAGGUGGACCUCCUGAGCCACUAGAGGAUGAGAGUGCCAAACUGGGCUUUGAGGCUCACUGGUACUGGCAGUGUCAGGAUGACGUGACCUUCUUAUAGUAACUCUCCCACCCUUUUGUAUUCCUGUGGCUCUUUCAUUGCUAGGCCCUGGUCUCCCUGGAAAUUUAUUCUCCCUCAUUCUGGGUCUAGGAAGAGGCUGCAUCAAAAUCAGUUACCAUGGAAAUCUGACCUUGUCAUCCUUCUGGUCCCUGAGGAGGCUCUGCCUUUAUCCCUCAAUUAUUGGGACCCUAGAGCUAUUUCCAUAGAUACAUUGACUCUAGAGGUUUGACCUGUGGCUUUUCGUAAGAUAGUAACUUCCCCUCCCCCUCCGUGCCCCCCCUUCCUCCCGGAACUAGGUAAGGAUUUGAGGGAUUUAGGACGCCUAUGAGAUUGCUGAUGAAGAGUUGGGGGUGCGAUUACCU